AUGUCCGCCCUCGCGUUCGCGUUCGACGACGCGAUCGAGCCCUCGACCGAGGGCGCGCUGUGCGACAAACUCCUCGCCCUGUCCGCGUCGUCGACGACGACGGCGCGCGCGAGGUCGAGGGAGGACGUGAGCGCGUUGAUUGGAUUCGCCCUCGCGUCGCGAUCGAUCGCGAUGGCGUUCGACGACGACGCGGACAGGGCGACGGACGGGACGUCUGUGACGGCGUGCGGGGACGCGCGCGUGGCGUGCGCGAGGUCGGCGAGUGGGAUCUACGCGUGCGCGCGAGGGAGGGGAUGGAAUGAUGGGGCGAUGCGGGCGACGGCGCGGGAGAUGCUUCGGCGCGGCGCGGCGGCGGUCGCGUCCGGCGCGGCGCCGUCGGU
This is a messenger RNA of Ostreococcus tauri, 380 nucleotides long. RefSeq names its product unnamed product. The transcript has a single exon. Lineage: Eukaryota; Viridiplantae; Chlorophyta; Mamiellophyceae; Mamiellales; Bathycoccaceae. The record is from RefSeq and is a predicted model, not a curated record. The annotation marks the transcript as partial.